This is a messenger RNA of Vanessa tameamea, 735 nucleotides long. RefSeq lists its product as uncharacterized. Gene Ontology annotation, biological process: sensory perception of taste. Gene Ontology annotation, cellular component: membrane. Bases 1 to 735 code for a protein of 244 amino acids. Lineage: Eukaryota; Metazoa; Arthropoda; Insecta; Lepidoptera; Nymphalidae. The transcript has a single exon. The record is from RefSeq and is a predicted model, not a curated record.
AUGAUUAACCGAGAUGAUCAAGUGACCACCAAGCUUUUAAUGUUAAUUAUCGAUUUUGAAAGACACCUUGAGGUGUUCGCCUUCUGUGUAUUCAUUGCAGUUCUAAUCGAUAGAUUAAGUAUUAUUAAUACAUAUCUAGAGCAAUAUAUUUUUAAUAAAAAAAAUAAAACCUUUUUAAAUGUAAUAACUAGACCAAAAGAUAUGAUGAGCAUGCAAAAAAAUUACGUCUAUAUAAAUUAUACUCCACAGAAUAUUAAAAUAACAUUACUAGCAAAAGCCUAUGCUGUAAUUGGUGAAACCAAUGAACUAAUCAAUAAAGUUUUCCAAUUUCAUAUUUUCAAAAGUCUAACGUCAACGUUCAUCUAUAUUAUAAUUAUAAUAUGGACAUCGAUUUAUUAUUUGCGUAUAUCAAAUAAUACCGAAUUCCUUAUUCGCAUUAUUUUAUUUUGUAUUUUUGAAAUAAUGUCAAUCGGUAUAAUGUCUUAUGUCUGUGAAUCAAUACUUUUGAAACGCAACUCUAUUAAAAUUUUGGUAAAUGAACUCAUUAUGGAUUACGACCUAAAUUCACCAGCAUUGAGAAUUGAAGCUAAAGCUUUUACAGACGUGAUACAAGUCUGGCCAUUGCACAUAUUCGUAUACGAUAUGUUUUCUAUAGACAUAAAACUCAUUGUAAAGUUUAUAAGUGUUUCAACUACAUAUCUUAUAAUUAUAGUCCAACUGUCUCACUUUUUCUAA